AAGUGACGCCAUUGUCCGCAGCGACAGCUGAUGUGCCAAGUCUUCCGCUCCAGAGCCGCUUCCGCUCCUUCUCCAAAGUGCUCUUGAUAGACUUCAUUUUAAUUUGAUAAAGACAGCCAAUAUGUUGCACAGGGAAAGAAUACCGCUGCUAUGGUUUUUCUUUCAGGCUGUGGUCGUCGUGGCGUGGUGUUUCACUGAUAUGGAAACGGGGCCUGGCGCAGGUGUAUCGACACAGCCGAACGGUGAUCGGUUCAAAAUCGAGGGAAGAGCGAUAGUUCCGGGGUUGAAAACACAAGACUGGGUGUCCACGGCCAGAAUCCUGGUGGAAGGUGAAGAAUACGUGGGCUUUUUGAGAACUGAUGGAAGUUUUGCUGUGAAUGACGUGCCCUCAGGAUCCUACGUUGUGGAAAUUGUCACCCCGGCCCAUAGAUUUGAACCCGUACGGGUUGAUAUCACAUCCAAGGGCAAAAUGAGGGCGCGUCUUGUGAACUACAUCAAGACUUCAGAAGUGAUUCGCCAGCCAUAUCCCCUUCAAGUCAGGGCUAAUGGCCCUCACACCUACUUCAUGAAGAGAGAAACCUGGGGCUGGACAGACUUUCUCAUGAACCCAAUGGUUAUGAUGAUGGUUCUGCCCCUGCUGAUCAUUGUUCUACUGCCCAAGGUGGUCAACACCAAUGACCCAGAGAUGAGAAAGGAAAUGGAGCAGUCCAUGAACAUGCUGAACCCCAACCCCGAGCUUCCAGACGUCUCUGAGCUCAUGACCAAGCUCUUCUCCGGCUCCAAGGGCUCCAGCAAGGCAGGCAGCAGCAGCAGCAAGGGCACCAGGCCAGCUGUCAAGAGGAGGUAGUACUGUACCAUAGUCCACUCAGUCUGUCUAAAAAAGCUUGAGUUAUGCCAUGGAAGCAAGAUUUUUAAGUGGCAUUUUCCCCCUCUGGGUCUAUUGUACAGUUUUCUUUAUUAGAUGUUUUAAGCACAUCUUGAUUUCUAAUAUGCUAUUGGAAACUGAGAAAAAAUAAGAUUUCUUUUUCAUAUUGCACCGAUUGAAAUUUCUUAAACCCCUGCAAAAGCUGUUAUCCUUCAUUUGCUCUAUACUUUCUACAUGUAGCUCUACUACUCAUCCAUCUUUUCUGUGCUAACCCUCUGGUGUGCAUUUCCACUGCUGCUAACUCCACUACCUGAAAGAGAACAAUAUAUAAAGAGUUUUUCUUGCUUUUUUCGAUUUCAGUAAUGUGAUUGUGAAUGAAGAUUAAUUGAAUUUUAAGACUGAUAAAUUCUUAUUUAAAAGCCUAGAUAAAUAAAUUGCAAUGGUAUAUAACAACUUUGUUUUUAUUUGAGACCAUCUUAUUUGUUUGAGAGUGAACACAUGGCCUUCUCAUUUUUUGAAUUACUGUGUGGUGUACUGUAUGGCCAGAAUUCACAUACUGUACGUUGCGUGCCUAAGCUGUAUAAAUUAAAAUGGCAAUAAUUGGCAGUUCAAAUGAUGAAAGAGCUGUGUGGUUGCUUUCAAGAUCUCUAGAGUGUAACUUUUAAUAAAGCAACAGUAAAGUCCAUAUUAAAGUCACAAUAAAAUGUG
Molecule: messenger RNA, 1573 nt
Organism: Sander lucioperca (pikeperch)
Lineage: Eukaryota; Metazoa; Chordata; Actinopteri; Perciformes; Percidae
Gene: emc7b
Product: ER membrane protein complex subunit 7
Exons: 5
Coding region: 122-847 (241 amino acids)
Cellular component (GO): EMC complex
Molecular function (GO): carbohydrate binding
Source: RefSeq, a predicted model, not a curated record